AUGAAGGAGAAAGAAGCUGCAAAUAAUCCUGCAAAGCAAAUUGAGGAGGCAAUUUUCUCUAGGAAGCAGUACCUAGACACUGCUAGGGAUUACUACUUGACUGCACUCGCUGAGCUGAGUGGCAGAAAACAAGAACAACCAAAAAUAUCCCCUUGUAGUGAUUUAUCUUUGCCGUUGGAAGACAAUAUCUGCAAUCUAGCAGUUGAAGCUGAACAAGCAGCCACACCAGGACAUGGGUUAAAAAAGAAAUUUUCUGAAAUGGAUGUACAAAUGCAGUAUCCUAAUGGAGUUCUCAAAGCAUCUGAAAAGGAUUUGGAGGUUGUGAAGUUACAAUUUAAUAAAUCUCUUCCUAGAAAUACGAAAUCCCAAAUCACUGAAAUGAUUUGUAAACUUGGGAUUUUGGGGAAGGAAAUAGACAUUAUUGAUGUUGCAGAUUCAAAAACGACAAGGACUGCCUCAUUAGAGCCUGAUAAUGCUAUGGAGUCACUGGAAAAGACAGUGGUAGAAAGUAGCUCCAUCUACGGGAUGGUGGAGUCUUUAAAAGCUAAACUUGAAAAUUUGAAGAAAGAACAUGCUGGAUUUAUUGAUGUUGACGUAGGAGCAGAAUCUGCUGCUAGGAAUCUGAAAUUCAGGUUCUUUAGAAGCAAACCCGAGAAUGAAAGAUGUUUUGCAAAGAGAGAUAAAGCUAGUUAA
Molecule: messenger RNA, 693 nt
Organism: Spinacia oleracea (spinach)
Lineage: Eukaryota; Viridiplantae; Streptophyta; Magnoliopsida; Caryophyllales; Amaranthaceae
Product: WEB family protein At5g55860-like
Exons: 1
Coding region: 1-693 (230 amino acids)
Source: RefSeq, a predicted model, not a curated record